GCACGCGAGUUUGUUUCUGACGUCACGCAAAGCAGAAGCUGGCGAAACUGACGUGGCAGCUACACAAAAACCAGAAAAUUGGUCUGAGAUCGUCGGUAUUCUCGAGCUGCACCUUGCUGUAACAUUGUUAGACGUCUGUGAUAACUUAAUAUUUGCAUAAAGAAUGGGCUUGACAAUAUCUAGCCUUUUUACUCGAUUGUUCGGCAAAAAGCAGAUGAGAAUUCUUAUGGUUGGGCUGGAUGCUGCUGGAAAGACCACAAUUUUAUACAAACUUAAAUUGGGAGAGAUUGUUACAACCAUUCCAACCAUUGGUUUCAAUGUGGAGACUGUAGAGUACAAGAACAUCAGUUUCACAGUGUGGGAUGUUGGUGGACAAGAUAAAAUUCGCCCACUCUGGCGACACUAUUUUCAAAAUACACAAGGCCUGAUUUUUGUUGUGGACAGCAAUGAUAGAGAAAGAGUUGGAGAGGCUCGUGAAGAACUACACAAAAUGCUACAAGAAGAUGAAUUGCGAGAUGCUGUGUUGCUGGUGUUUGCCAACAAACAAGACUUGCCAAAUGCUAUGUCUGCAGCAGAGAUCACAGAUAAACUUGGAUUGCAUAGCAGUGCCAGAAGACAGUGGUACAUUCAGAGCACCUGUGCAACCCAGGGACAAGGGCUGUAUGAAGGACUUGAUUGGCUGUCCAAUCAGCUGGCUAAAUCUUGAUGAGCUAAUAUCUUGACACAUCCUGCAAAUGAAAAGGAAAACAUAUUCACCCAUCAUCUGUUUGAUUUGUUAAAAAAAAAUUCUAAAUUUAACAAGUUCCUUAGUAAUUAUUUUAUGGGACUAAAGUUAAAAAAAAAACCUAAAUGGCAUUGGGAACAGUUUUAACAUUUCCAAGAAUGCAAUGGCUUACUGAUACAUAUAAGACAGACUGCUGCUUAAGUUGCAUGGAACCUUAUUUUCUAAUAUUUGUGUCUGCCGUACCAGUACAUUAAUAUUUUGGACCAGCCAAUAAGUGAACAUUAAAAUAUAAGCACACGAUAAUCUCUUGGCGUUUGAUGAUUAAUUUAUUUUUGACUUUCAGUCAUCAAAUCUGUUGUGCAAUGAUGAGCACAUGGGCGUAUUGUAUGUUAGUGUUACAUUGGUUUGCCCUCUUUGCCUAGCAUUCUUGAGACAUAGAUCAGCCAAGGACUCCAAAAGAAACGCUUUCAACUUAGCUUUUUUCUCAUUAAUUUAAUUUCGUAUGCAGCAGUGUUUUAUUUUGAUGUAAGAGAAAUGCGAAAAUGUUUUAAAUCUUACGGCUCUAAGUGAGAGCAUAAAUGCUUAUUUUUCAUGAUAUAAUUAUAUAUCUGUGGUUGUAAUUAAUCAGUUUGAAGUGAAAGCAACCGUAGUGAGAACAUUAAAGCAGUGUGGUGUAGUUCUGAAUAGAAACUCUGCAUCAAUAAGGAUUCCUUCCUCGUUUCUGUACAUUGCUUUUUCUCUUUAAGGCAAUUUUUGUUUGUGUUUUGAAUGUUUGUCCUUACAGAUACAUGCAUGUACAUUGUCAUUAGAUGUCUGCACUACUGUUCUACUUCAAUUCCUUUCAAUUCUUUAUCAUAAGAAAAAUGUUUUUCUGUGAAUAUGAAAUGAUCAAUCAUUCCAUGAAAAAUAUUACUUCAUCAUGAAUCAUCUGGUCUUUGUUAAGGGAAAUUUUGUAUAGGAUGCUUUUUAUAUAAAAAUAUUGUGUGUGUGUAGAAGUGUUAAGAGUGAAUGCUUCACAUUUAAAUGUCCUUUGCUUAGUUUAAGGGCAUUCUCAGAUAUAUUAAAAAAACUGCAUGUGAACUCAAAAGACACUGGCAAUGAAAUAAAAUGAGGACUAGGAACCUGCAAGAAAUCUCAAACUUUCACCAGUAUUUUAAAAAAAUUUAACAAACACUCUGAUGUAUGGAAAAUUUUCGUUAAAUUUAAGACCAGUGUGUUCACAGAGCAGUGGAAGGGAAUAAAUGAUGUUACACAAUUUGAUUGAAAAGUAAAUUUGUCUGAAUACAUGGCUUUUGACUUUUCUGAUGAUCUGUACCAGCUUGAGAUGCCUUGAAUGAUCUGGGCAAAAAAAUAGUUUAAACAUGCAUCUUUGGAUAAAGCUGUUUAGAUACCAGUGAAUGUUAUAAAGAAUUUUAUUUUUCUUGUUUGGUUUUCCACCCAAAGAAAUUCAUAUCAGAUGCUCUCAGAAUAUCAUGAUUGUAUGUGAACAACCAAUUACAAAUUUAUAAAAGAUGCUGUCCUACAUUUUCCUUUAAAACUACUGUGUACGAGCAUUCCAAGGAGUUCAAUGAACUCAGAUGAAUGCAGUCUUGUUGAGUUUUCAAUAACUUUUGUCUUUCAAUCAGAUACGCAGUAAACUUAUUGCCAGAUCAGAAGUUGGAUGAAAAGAGUUUAAUGUACAAUGAGACUGUUGAAAACAGUUUGUGGAGACAAGUAGUAUGCUUUCUUUGGUAUGUCAUAAAAUGCUGAGCAUCACUUUAUUAUGAAAAUGUGUGGAAAUCCAUCAGUUUGCUUUAUGUGUGCAUGAAUGCUCUUAAAUCACAAACCAGCAAUCUGAAGCAAAAAUUGUGGGUUUGACUCGACAAGUUGGUUGAUGUAUUGGUUUUUGUAAAUAGCUUUUGUUAGGCUCAAGGUUCUUUUCUUGCUCUAGCUGGUGCAUUCAGAUUCAUGCAGGUGCAAGCACACGUUUUAAAUAUUUAGUUAAGAUCUUGAAAAUUUGUGUGUGAUGAUAAUAGCAGUUUUGGUUUGAGGUACAUGCUAGGGGUUGUGUGUCCUACAGUAGUCUACAUCAAAAUGUAAGGUAAGAGGUGGGUCAUGCCCGAACAGUAGAGAGCUUCCAAAGUUUUAUUGAAAAAUACUUGUUUGCAUUUGUAUGAUUAAUUAUUCGCUUGCUUUUUGAGUGGACAUACAAUUGCCAUUCCUUUUCAAAAAAAAAAAAGAAACAUGAUCAUUAAAUGUACUCGAAAAGAGUAUUCCUAAUUGGAUUUAGAAUAUCACCAGAAAAGCUGAGUUAUUACCUGUUAGUAGUGUCGUAAGAACAGUUUAAAUUGUUUUAGUAUACAGUUAGACAACAAACACCAUUUUCUUGCUUUUUUCUUAACUUUUUCCCUUUGUAAAGUGCUUAGUGCAUUAAAUGUUGUUGGCAUGCAUGCGGGAUCAGAUUCAGGAUUGCAUUGUGUAUAUCCAGCUCACCUGUCAUUUACUCUCUCAGGUCAAGUGCAGUGAAGGCAUUUGUUGGCACCAUGAUAUCUGUAGAGAGAUGUACAAAUAAAGCAACAAUACCCAAGUGGGUUAUGCAUGUACUUAUUAA
Messenger RNA from Pomacea canaliculata, 3314 nucleotides. RefSeq names its product ADP-ribosylation factor 1. The record is from RefSeq and is a predicted model, not a curated record. Gene Ontology annotation, cellular component: cytoplasm; plasma membrane. NCBI's taxonomy places the organism in Eukaryota, Metazoa, Mollusca, Gastropoda, Architaenioglossa, Ampullariidae. Gene Ontology annotation, molecular function: GTP binding; GTPase activity. Gene Ontology annotation, biological process: vesicle-mediated transport; intracellular protein transport. The transcript is spliced from 6 exons. The coding region runs from base 164 to 706 and encodes 180 amino acids.